This is a messenger RNA of Cucumis melo (muskmelon), 2650 nucleotides long. Its product is annotated as probable inactive receptor kinase At2g26730. Gene Ontology annotation, biological process: protein phosphorylation. Lineage: Eukaryota; Viridiplantae; Streptophyta; Magnoliopsida; Cucurbitales; Cucurbitaceae. The record is from RefSeq and is a predicted model, not a curated record. Gene Ontology annotation, molecular function: protein binding; ATP binding; protein kinase activity. The coding region runs from base 327 to 2285 and encodes 652 amino acids. The transcript is spliced from 2 exons.
GAUUUCACUGCAACAGUUUAUAUAAAAAGAAAAAAAGAAAGAGAAAGGCUUACAAAUGGAAAUGGUUUUCUCUGCCACUCUCAACUCUCGAUUUUCUCUUCUUCCUUUUCCUUUUUAACUUUCGUGGGCCAUUCAUCCUCUUUCUCUCUCUACAAAACCUCCCUCUUCCCCUGUUUCUCACUUCACCCAUUUCUUUCUCUCUCUCUCUCAUGGCUUUUCGUCGGCAAACCAUUUUUGGUUUUCUCAAAUACCACCAUACAAUACCACUAUUCAUCUCCUUUCACUAAUUCCUCCGACCCCUUUUGUUUUCUCUCUCUAAAUCCACAAUGGCUACCGCAAUUUCUCUUUGCUCUGUUUUUCUUCUUCUACUUAUGAUUCAGUGGGUUGACUCGGAGCCGACUCAGGAUAGACAAGCCCUUCUCGAUUUCUUCUCUAAAACUCCUCACGCCAAUCGGGUUCAAUGGAAUCUUUCUAAUUCCGUCUGUAAUUGGGUCGGCGUUGAGUGUGAUUCAAAUCGGUCCUUUGUUUACUCUCUCCGUUUGCCUGGUGUUGGCCUCGUCGGACCGAUUCCGGCUAAUACAAUUGGGAAAUUGACUCAGCUCCGAGUUCUCAGUCUCCGUUCCAACCGUCUCUCCGGCGAGAUCCCUUCGGAUUUUUCCAAUUUGGUAAUGCUAAGGAAUCUGUAUCUUCAGGAUAAUGCUUUCUCCGGCGAGUUUCCGUCGAGCUUGACUCGUUUGACUCGGCUGACUAGGCUGGAUUUGUCGUCGAACGAAUUUUCCGGUCCGAUUCCGGCUUCUGUUGACAAUCUAACUCACUUGAGUGGGAUUUUCUUACAGAACAAUGGAUUCUCCGGUUCACUCCCGAGUAUCUCCGCCGUUAAUUUAACAAACUUCAAUGUCUCUAACAACAAACUCAACGGCUCGAUUCCGAAUUCCUUGGCGAAAUUCCCUGCUUCUUCCUUUGCCGGAAACUUAGAUCUCUGCGGCGGACCAUUCCCACCUUGCAACCCAUUAACUCCUUCUCCAUCUCCAUCACAAAUCACCCCACCACCCAACAAAAAAUCAAAAAAACUCUCCACGGCAGCGAUUAUCGGAAUCGUAAUUGGCGCCGUUUUCGCAGCUUUUCUCCUCCUCCUCAUCCUAAUCCUCUGCAUUCGUCGCCGGUCGAACAAAACACAGACGAAAUCACCAAAGCCACCAACGGCGGUGGGAACGGCAGCGAGAUCUAUUCCAGUAGCGGAAGCUGGAACAUCGUCGUCGAAAGACGACAUUACCGGAGGGUCAGUGGAGGCGACGGAGAGGAACAAGCUGGUGUUUUUCGAAGGUGGGAUUUACAACUUUGAUUUAGAGGAUUUGUUGAGGGCUUCGGCGGAGGUAUUGGGGAAAGGAAGCGUCGGAACGUCGUAUAAGGCGGUGCUGGAAGAAGGAACGACGGUGGUGGUGAAACGGCUGAAGGAUGUGGUGGUGACGAAAAAGGAAUUUGAGAAUCAAAUGGAGAUUUUGGGGACAAUUAAACAUGAAAAUGUGGUUCCGCUAAGAGCUUUUUACUUCUCUAAAGAUGAGAAAUUGCUUGUUUAUGAUUAUAUCUCCACCGGAAGUUUGUCGGCCAGCCUUCACGGAAGCCGAGGAUCCGGCAGGACGCCGUUGGAUUGGGAUUCAAGAAUGAGAAUAGCACUAAGCGCCGGUCGAGGAUUAGCCCAUCUCCACCUCACCGGCAAGGUGGUUCACGGCAACAUUAAAUCCUCCAACAUCCUUCUCCGUCCAGAUCACGACGCCUGCAUUUCCGAUUUCGGCUUAAACCCACUUUUCGGCACUGCCACACCGCCGAAUCGCGUCGCCGGUUACCGUGCACCGGAGGUCGUCGAAACCCGAAAAGUCACAUUCAAAUCCGACGUUUACAGCUACGGAGUUCUCCUCCUGGAACUCCUAACAGGAAAAGCCCCCAACCAACAAUCCCUCGGCGAGGACGGAAUCGACCUUCCACGGUGGGUUCAAUCCGUCGUCCGGGAAGAAUGGACGGCGGAGGUUUUCGACGCGGAGCUGAUGCGGUUUCAUAACAUCGAAGAAGAGAUGGUUCAGUUGCUGCAGAUUGCAAUGUCCUGUGUUUCGACGGUUCCCGAUCAACGGCCGGCGAUGCCGGAAGUUGUACGGAUGAUCGAAGAUAUGAGUAGUCAUAGAAGUGAGACGGAUGAUGGGUUGCGUCAGUCUUCGGAUGAGCCUUCGAAAGGAUCAGACGUGAAUACGCCACCGGCGGAGUCUAGAACUCCACCGGGAGUGACGCCGUAGGAAGGAGGGCAAAAAGGGAAAAGAAUUGUUAAUUUUCAUUGGUAGAGAAUAUAUAUAUAUAUAUAUAUGGUGGGGGCCCUUUCUUCAAAAAAUGGGAUUAAAAGUGCUUUAGGGGGUUUGAUUGAAGGGGGUAAAAUGGUCCAAUUCUGCCAUUUGUAUUUCUUCAAGUUUUAUUAUUAUUAUUUUGUUUAUUUUUAUUUUUAGUUUUGUAAUGAUCUUACAAAAAUGGAGGGGGGAAAAUUGGAAAUUGUAGGAGUGAUUUGGGGGAAAGUUUCAUGUGGAUGAACAUGGUGGUUGUAUAAAACUUGGGAAUUGACCUUGUGGUCAUUUGAGAUUUUUAUAACUAUUUUCAUUUGAAUUUCUUA